Molecule: messenger RNA, 798 nt
Organism: Drosophila novamexicana
Lineage: Eukaryota; Metazoa; Arthropoda; Insecta; Diptera; Drosophilidae
Exons: 2
Coding region: 23-781 (252 amino acids)
Source: RefSeq, a predicted model, not a curated record
CCAACACUUAUAUGUAGAUAAAAUGCCGCAAGUCCACAAACUAAGCGAAAUAAAGACAGAUAUUAGUAGUGUCAUAGCAAAUUUACAGUUAUUGGAAGGUUUGAGCAAUGCGUCAACAGAUGACUUGGAUUUGAAUAAGACUCGCCAGUUGAAGUGGCAGACCACGAAUUUGCUAGAGAAACUGAAGGAGUUGCCGUGUGACCGCAUUGCACGCAUUCAACUCCAACGUAAACAAAGACGGCAACGGGCCAAAAAAAGGGCCAAGUUGCAAUGGAGCGUAAAAAGGAAUACUCCAGAAAAUGCCAAGGAUAAAGCGCUAUCUUCCGAGUUAAAUGUAGCAGCUGCAGCACAUUUGCCGGUUCAGAAGCAAGCGGAACACAUCACACUCAAAAAACAGCACGAUGCCACAAAUAUGUUGCACACAUUUGACUUGCUGGAAAAACUGUACAAGGCUCGCGGUGGCAACAAAGACUUGGCUGAAAAACUGUCCAGAAUGCGCACAGUUUGGCGAAGUGUGCUGCAGGAGUGUACCGAUGAAAUCAAUAAAGAAGCCACUACCAACUGCGGGGCGCAGUGGGCCGGAGUUAUAUUUGGAAGCUCUUCGGUGCCUUUAAGGCAAGGGAAUACGGACAAAAAGCGAUAUACACAAGAAUUGAUACAGCGGCGAAUCAUUUGGGACUCCUAUAUAAGUUACGGCAAGAGCGGCAGCAGCAUACCCAACGGUUGGGUAUUGCCAACCGAUAUGCCCACUGCAGAGUGGGCCCGAUAUAAAUGUGAAUAAAACACACGUAUGUAUGU